AUGAUGUGGGCUCACAUACUCCUCGCGUCAUGUGCGAUCGCGCUCACCAGCGCCGAAGUGCAACAGCCUGUCGUGAAGUCGCAGGCAGGGAUAUUCCAUGGCCGUUAUCUUCCUGAGUUUGAACAGGACCUCUACCUGGGUAUCAAGUAUGCGCCUCAGCCCGUGCGCUUCACUCCUGCCGAGCUGAGCAAGGACACACCGAAGACCCACUACAAUGCGACCCAGUAUGGUCUUGAUUGCACAGGCUAUGGCUCUGACACAACGAGACUGGUCAAAGAAGGUUGGACGAAACUCGGGGAAGACUGUCUGCACCUCAAUAUCAUUAAGCCCCGAACGAAGCAGAAGGACUUACCAGUCCUGCUGUGGAUUUACGGGGGAGGAUGGCAGCAAGGUGCCACCAGUGAUCCACGGUACAACAUGAGCUACGUGGUUGAGCAAUCGAUACUGAACAACAAACCCGUGAUCGGCAUCUCCAUCAACUACCGUCUGGCCGCAUUUGGCUUCAUCUCGAGCGAUGAGGUCAACAAAGCGGGCGCGCAAAAUUUGGGACUUCGCGACCAGCGUCUUGCGUUGCAAUGGGUCAAUAAGCACAUCUCCUCGUUCGGAGGUGACAAAACGAAGGUGACGAUCUGGGGCGAGAGUGCAGGAGCAUACUCUGUCGGCGACCAUAUUAUUGCUUACGAUGGCAAGAAUGACGGUCUCUUUCGAGCUGCUAUCCUUGAAAGUGGCGGCCCUGCAGGUUCACCGCUGAACGGAACUGAUUGGUACCAAGGCAUGUACAAGAAUCUCACGGCCUCGGUCGGCUGCGCAAACUCGACGAACACUCUACAGUGCCUGCGCACAGUACCGUAUGACCAGAUCGCACCCUACGGGUACGUCGGUCUGGAAUGGUUCCAUGUCAUCGAUGGCUCGUUCAUUCCGCGCUAUGGUCAAGAGUCGCUGUUAAGUGGCAAGUUUGCAAAGAUACCGCUGAUUCUGGGCACCAACACCGAUGAAGGCUUCGGGGUCAAUGGUGUAAACACAGAUGACCAGGCUAUCGAGCAGAUGCUAACAAGCAAACGAUGGAACAUAAACGAGGAACAAGCGCGACGUAUCCUUGAAUUGUACCCAAACGAUCCAGCCGUAGGCCUACCGUACGGCUGGGGUAACAGAACGUGGCCGCAGUACGGACUGCAGUACAAACGCUACCAGAGCAUCGCAAGCGACCUGGUAAUGUAUGCGCCAAGAAGAUUAUUAGCCGAGAAGAUGAGUGAUCACGUGGAGAAUGUGUACUCUUACAGGUGGGAUGCGCCGAAGUUUAACACCACACCAACCGCAAUCGGCGUCAAUCACUUCUCUGAGAUUCCAUUCGUCUUUGGCAACACUGAGCAGCAGAUUACACCGCUAGGCAAUAGUACUGCCAAUUUGAAGCUUUCAAAUCUUGUCAUUCGGAUGUGGACAUCGUUCGCAUAUGACCUGAAUCCAAAUGGGCACGGCGUUUCCGAAAUCGACGUCUGGCCGCAAUAUAGGAACAGCACAUCGAACUUUGUCUUCAGAGCCGACGAGAGCUACAUUGAGAAGGAUAUUGACAGAGCUGAGGGUGUAGCAUUCAUCAACACUAUUGUUAGAUAG
Didymella exigua CBS 183.55 is the source of this 1611-nucleotide messenger RNA. RefSeq names its product lipase 3 precursor. NCBI's taxonomy places the organism in Eukaryota, Fungi, Ascomycota, Dothideomycetes, Pleosporales, Didymellaceae. Bases 1 to 1611 code for a protein of 536 amino acids. The record is from RefSeq and is a predicted model, not a curated record. The transcript has 4 exons.